AGUGCAGUGCUGCUGCUACUGCCUGCUAUAAUUAUUAUUAUUAUUAUUAUUAUUAUUAUUAAUUGUUAUUGCCGUUGUUCAAUAAGUUGUUGGUAUCUAUCAACCUAUCUCUUAUAAUUAAUUAUUAUUAUGUAUUUAUGUCGAUCUGGCCGUGCCGACUUGCUCCGCCACUGUUUCGUGCCCGUUCGCACUGAUUCAUUGUAAACGUAACAUAUUAAUACAUAUAAUAUCCCUGUAAUGCAUCUGGUUAGCUAAAAACUUCAACUCGACUUACCAAUCAACACAUUCAUACAGACAAUAUGAGUAGCAACAAGGACAACAAGACGUUUGAAAAGCUGAAACAAUUUUUUCGCAUUAACCGUGGAGGUCCGAACUUAGGAGCUCUGCGUGUAAAGGAUGAUUACACGUUGACCGAGGAUCAGGGGCUUAAGAUUUCUUCAGAGUCGACAAUACAUACUAGGAUCAAAGCAAUCGAAGAACUAGCCGAGAUAGCUAAAUCCCAUCGUCUUGAAGAGAAUGCUGUUGCAAGUUUAUGGCUCCGAGUACAUGAUUUAUUUAGUCACCAUGUUCCUAAAGAACAGCGCCAUUUGGUGUUUAAUCUUAUUAGAUCCAUUAUUCUUGGUCAAUUUGGAAAUCUUGGAAUGUUACGAAAACAUUUUUUUAAUUUUAUUAAAAGCCAUACUAUUGCUGAAGAUAUAUCAUACAGGUUAGAAUUAUUAGAAUGCCUUACUGAUCAUGGCCGCGAUAUUGUCUAUCUAGAAGAAGAAAUAUGCCCUUGGUUAACAAAUUGGGGUGCAUCUGAAUUAGCUCCUGCCGGUUUUACACUACAAUGGCUUGAAAUAUCUAUUAAUGUCAUAAAAUUUAAUGCCACCUAUUUAGAUGAUGAAGUCAUCAAUACUGUAGUUCAGAGUUCAUUUUAUGUAUGCUGUUAUAGUAAAGACGAAAAAGUUGUCUUAGAAAGCUUACGACUUUUGGAUACAAUUAUAUGUUAUAACCAUUUGCCUCCCCAAUCUUUACCUAUAUUUAUUGCCACAUUAUGUCAUACUGCAAAUUCCAAAACAUACUGUUCACAAUGCUGGAAAACUAUGAGGAAGCUUUUAGGAACACAUAUGGGGUAUUCAGCAAUUUAUUUAAUUUGUCGAUUGCUCCACCAAGAAGUUUCUGCACAUAAUGCCGGACUUGUGCGAGGAGGAUUGUUCUAUAUUAACAUGGCGUUAUGGAGUAACAAUCAAAUUACAUCAUUUAAAAUUUCUCUUCUUUCAGUUUUGCCGUCAAUUUAUAAUGCAUUAACUUGUGACCAUCCAACAGUUGUAUUGGAAGUUGUACUAGGAAUGGAAUCAUUGAUAACAAAACAUGGAUCCACUAUUCAAAGUACAAUUUGGGAAAAAGUUUUAAAAAUAUUAAAAAGAAUUGCAGAAUAUAUCAACAGAAAUGGUGCCAAUUCAGUGCUAAUGAUUGCAGACCAUCUUAAUGAAACUUUAUCAAAAGUUGAAUCACUUAUUGACAGUGAUUUUUAUAGUGGUAGUCUAGAUGACAUUUAUGAUGUCAUUGAAACAUUUUCAAUUUAUAGACCUGAAUCAUCAGUUAAUAAUUUAAUGGCCUAUAGAAAGGAAUUUCUUGUUCCAACUGAAUACCAAUGGGUUGAUAAUUUAAAAAUGUUUUUAAAUCACUUCUAUACCAAAGAAAACAGAACUCUUAUCAGAAUACAGGCUGUGAAUCGGACAAUGAAAGAAGUUUACCAACAAAAUAAUGCAUUGUAUGAAGCUGAACUAAUGCAAGUUAUCCUGGAUGUUUUUGGUGGAAUUGCUGAUGACAAUGAUCCAUGUAUUCGAAAAGUAGUUUGUCAAUUCAUUAUUGAUAUUUGUCACGACUGUGAAAGUGAAUAUCAUACUGAUCUAUUACAAAUCCUUGGAACAGUGUUAUUCAGAAUUAAUAGAUUUAAUACUGGAGUUGUUUUACAUGAAAAUGAUGUGGCUGAUAUACAAAUAACUGUUGAGGGCCUGUCAAUAUUAUUUUCCAAGUUUUUAUACAAACAUCCAACAAAUUCUGCAGAUACUAUUCUAAAUUUGCUUAUUACUCACUUGAGACACCAUUAUGAACGUCCAAUGAUAUUAGAACAUAUAAGUUCAAUACGACUAGUGAUUUUUGAACUAUUAUUCAAACUCCGGGCAGAUUCUAGGUACAAGUUGGGAAUGCAAGGGAUCAAUGAGUAUUCACCAUAUAUGUAUGUGGAUCAUAAGGGUCUUGGAGUGCCGCCUAGUCCAAAUUCUUCAAUAGAAGACACAAAAUCAAAGGAAAAUGUUUCGGUGCAGUUUAACUACAUGUGUCUUGCUGCUGCAUGUAAAGCAGUGAUUACGGCGUUAAAAGAAGAGCUCGAUUGGAGAGUAUUGAACAAAAUUUUGAAAGAAGUACCUCAGAUUCUUAAGAACAAGGCAUUAGUAUUAUCUGGGAAUUGGGAAUUUGAUCCAGCAUAUGAAUUGGCUUCCACUUUAUGUCAAUUGGUAAGCGAUAAAACUGUUGCCAGAACUCUAAAGAAUACACCUCCUAAAUGGUUAAAAACUGACUUUCAAAUUGCUGUUUAUCCAGCUUUAGCUGCUUUUGUUUCAUAUCAUAAUAGUUUGGAUCCAUCUCUUCAACAACAACUUGUUAAAUGCUUACAAUCAGGAUUAGUUAAUCGAUGCAUAUGUCCUGUAGUAAUGGCAUUAACUACUUGUAUAUUAGAAAUGAGAGAUAUAAUGGUAAAAUUAUUACCUGAAGUUUUGUUGAAUAUGUCAAAACUUUCAGCUACCACACAAACUGCAGUGCCAAUUUUAGAAUUUCUAUCUAUGUUAAGUCGUCUUCCGAAAGUGUUUUCCAAUUUUGUAGCAGAUCAAUAUAUGGCUGUGUUUGCAAUUACGUUGCCUUAUACUAAUCCAUUUAAAUACAAUCACUACACUGUUUCAUUGGCACAUCGAGUGAUUGCUAUUUGGUUCCUUAAAUGUCGAACAUCAUUUCGAAGGAAUUUUGUAGAAUUCAUCCAUAAGGGUUUAAAACAAAAUGUACUGGUGCCAUUCGAAGGUCGUACUAUGCCAAGAAACAAUAUUGAUAAUGAAGAUUCAUCUAGUAGAAAACGAAGUUCUAGUUUAACAGACCAAGGAAGUCGAAGACAUGAUCGAACAUUAGGUAUGAGUCGAAGUCCUAUGAAUGAUUUGAAACCACCAAUAGACAAUAUGCUUUUAACAUUUCAUAAAGAGUUAACUGAAACUUGUAUGGAUUUAUUAGCCAGAUAUGCUUUUGCUACUUGUUCUGCCAUACCUAAAAGACAUCCCACAGCAGAUUUUAUAUUAGAUGGAGGUCAGACUGCUACUUGGUUGAUAGGCAUAAAACUUGUAACUAUCACGACAAGUGGAUGCACUCAAAAACCAGUUCAAAAUGGAUUAUGUGGUAAAUGUUAUCAAUCUUGUCGCUUAAACAGUGAUCAGACCAGAAUGUCUCCUAAACCAGAUGAAAAGUCAAAACUUUCAGUAUCUCGUAGUCAAAGUAGUGAAGCUAGUGACCAACUUGACGUAAACACUUCUAUCAAAGGAGUUUCAUCACCAUCAUGUUUAUCCACAGCAACUAACUCCCCCGGAGAAGAAACAAAGAAAUUUCCUUAUAUUGAACCAAAUGAACCAUUUGACAUGUCCCGAAAAAAUAGUUUCUCUAGCUCAGACCGACUUGAUAAAAAACAAAGUUGUUCUUGUUGGUGUCAAUCAUGGGCUGAAGUAUGUGUACGUUGUCCAACAGGUGUUAUGUCUUGGAUGAUAAGAGUGCAAAAUGAUAGAAAUUUUCAAGACAUGAAUUCUGAUUCGUCUAUGUUUGAUGUCUCAACAUUAUUUCAUCCUAGUCUUGGUUUAAAAGUAUCUAAUGGAGAAAUAGAUAAAAUACGUCAAUACUUGGAUGGAGAAAAACGAAUUUUGGAACAGUAUAUGGCUAAUGAUGAUAUUAUCAAAAUGGAAGCAAAUGAAAGGUUACAAAAUAGAGUACCAUCUGAACCAGUUUGCAUUCCUGGUUCCCCUCUUAAGCUUACUCCUUCACGACAGAACUCUCAGGAGAGCUGUGAAAUUGAUGAUGAAUAUUAUGAUGUUGAAGACUUUGAAAGUGGAGAAAAUCGCUCAAGGAAUCCAGUUCGUAGAUCAGUUUCCAGUCCUGAAAUGAGUUCUGGAUGGAAAAAUCCUUUUAUGAAAGAAAUGCACGACUUUAAAGAUGACAGUAUGGAUAAAGAAGAUAAUAGUAAACGUUUAGAAUUGUUUAAUGCUCCUAUUGAUUCUAAAAAAAUAAAACAGAAUUACACCAAGGACCUACGUUAUAGUUCUAAAGCAAAUUGUGAAGCAAUUCCUGAAGAAAUUUGUGGUACUGGUUCCACGCCACCAUCAAAUACUUGUCAGUUAAAAAAUUUAACGCUUAAUUUGAUCACUGAUUCAGCAGAAAAAAAGACUGACUUUUUAACUCAUGUUAAAAAAAAUGAUGAAAAAGAAAGACCAAAAUUGCAAUUAAAAACUAACAAAUUAAAUUCCUUUAAUGACAGUGACUCUUCAGCAAAAUCAUCUGUUGAAAGUGUUGAUAUCAAACAAAAUACAGAAUUUCCAUUAGUCAGUCAUUACCAGGAGGAAAAAAGUAGAUCUUUAGCAUCAACACCAUCUUAUCUUACUAAAAAACCACCCCUAUCACCACCAAUUAAUUAUGGAUCUCAGUCAUUAGAAAAAAAUGAAAAUGAUACAGAUCCACCUCCUGUGUUUCGAAAUCGUGUACACACAUUAGCUGUAAUGAAUGCUAUUAAGAAACCAACAGUUAUGUCUUCAAAUCCUAAUCCACUGUUUAUAAAUAAUAGGGCGAAUCAAUCAAAAGAGCCUGUGCGGUCAGGAAUUAAUCCGAGCUUUGUUUUUCUUCAGCUAUACCAUUCUUCUCAUUUUACUUUUAUUGAUAAUGAUGCAAAACCAAUUUUAUUACCAUUGUCUCAGACCAUGAUUGAAAAGGCUGUAAAAAAUUUGGAUCGGAUACCUCCAUACGAAGUGCAUAAGAUUGGAGUUAUUUAUGUUGGGUUGGGACAAGCUAAUUCUGAAGUAGAUAUACUACGAAACCGACAUGGGUCUUUGAGGUAUACAGAAUUUCUGAAAUGCUUGGGUACCCUUAUAAAACUAUCUGAUACAGAUUCACACAGUGUAUUUCUUGGUGGAUUAGAAACUGAUGGUAAUGACGGAAAAUUUACUUAUAUAUGGCAAGAUGACAUUAUGCAAGUUAUAUUUCAUAUAGCUACUUUAAUGCCAACUACUGAAUCCGAUGUUAAAUGUAAUAAUAAAAAGAAAAAUAUUGGAAAUGAUUUUGUUACAAUUGUUUACAAUGAGAGUGGUCAAGAGUAUGAUAUCCAAACUGUAAAAGGACAAUUUAAUUAUGGUUGUGUGAUAGUAAAACCGUUGGAGCAUGGUGUAAAUCAGAUUACUGUAAAAGUGAGGAAUGAGUUGCGUGAGCAUGUAGGUCAUCAAGAACCAAAAAUUGUCUCAGAUCAAAAUGCUGCUAUGUUGGCUAGACAGUUAGCUAUUCACACAGAUUUGGCAUCACAGAUAUUGAGCAGUUUGAGCAAGGAAAACAGUGGGCCGUAUGCCAGUAAUUGGCUGGAGCGACUCAGAACAAUAAAAAGAAUACAAAAUAAGUUGAUGAAAGUGGAUAGCAACGGUCAGCCAAUUAGUGGCGAACCAACAUCAGUGGGGCGUGGACAAGGAAUACAGGCGGGACAAGGUGCUGCAAUGUCUGGUGGCAGUCGUUUAAAGAUGCAAAUGUGCGAUUUCACAGAAUACACAUAAACAGAAGUAGAUCAAUGUAAUUACAACUGCAAACAUAUGAUAGUUAUAGCAUCUCUAUACAGGCUCUAUACAGCUACUAUACAUACACACACACACACACACACACACACACUCAUACACGUUAGUGAUCUCAUUUUGGGUUGCGCAUUGGAAAAAAAUAAAUUUGUAAUUGCGUUUAUUAUUGUUUUUGCAAUAUAAUUAGAACAUGUUACAAAAAAAAAAAUUAUCAUAUACUACCUAAAUGUGAAUUCAUUGUGAAUUUUUUUUUUGCUUUUUUAAUGUUAAUACACAAGAUUAUUGUAAAGUUUUUUUUUAUAGAAUUCUAUUUUUCCCCUAUACUAAGCAGUUUCAUUAGACAGUUAUAAACGUAAGUUUUUAAAUUUAUUUUUUCUUACCUAUAUUACUAAAAAAAUGUACAAGCUCCACUGGUAAUUUGUUUUACUUAUAAU
Messenger RNA from Rhopalosiphum maidis (corn leaf aphid), 6268 nucleotides. RefSeq names its product tuberin (gene gig). The record is from RefSeq and is a predicted model, not a curated record. Gene Ontology annotation, molecular function: GTPase activator activity. Gene Ontology annotation, cellular component: nucleus; cytoplasm; TSC1-TSC2 complex. The coding region runs from base 300 to 5819 and encodes 1839 amino acids. The transcript has 29 exons. Lineage: Eukaryota; Metazoa; Arthropoda; Insecta; Hemiptera; Aphididae. Gene Ontology annotation, biological process: negative regulation of TOR signaling; regulation of small GTPase mediated signal transduction; negative regulation of phosphatidylinositol 3-kinase/protein kinase B signal transduction.